GCGGAGCGCAAAACCAGUCAAUAUGAAGAUAAACAUGGAGCCUUCCCCUCGCUGGGGGUCACUGGUUUAUGAAAUAGUUCGUUAGUAAGCAGGAAGCCGGCAGGAGGCUCACUUCAGGUACACUGUGAUGCGUUCAGGCUCUGCUCAGUGAACACCUGAACAUUAUGAUGUUAUCAUCAUGUGUUCACCGGUCGGGUGGUCCAAAAGUGAAUCCAGAUGUUUUUACAUAAAUAUAAACAAGACAUUAGAGAAGAUUUAUGAUGCUGACUCCUUAACGCAUUAUUACACAACACAUUAGUAUCAUGACAAUAAAAACUGUGUGUGUUAAAGUGUGUGUUUUUUAAUGCAGAAUUGCUGUGGUGAAACAAAUAUUAUUGAAAGAUAAGAAGAUACAGAUAAGAAAAAAACAAUAGAAACAAUCUUCAUCAGUUAAUAUUCAUCACCAAAUGAUCAGAAGGUAGGAUGAAGUUCACUUCCAGAAGGUUCCUUGAUAUAUGAAUGAAUAUCUUUGUAUCUCCAUCAGCUCCUCGUAACUACCGUCUUGUGCCCGGCAGCCAGAGAGCAGCACUUAGGACGUCUUUUCCACCUCUCUGUCCAACAUGGACACAUUUUUCCGCCGUCACUUUAAAAGGAAGGAGGCCGCUCUGCCGGCGGGGGGGGAUUCUAACUCCGCCCCUCAGCGGCGGCCCGGUGUUGCUGUGCCAACCAGCAAGGCCCGCCGGAGGUCCAAUGCUGGGCUUCCUUCCUCCUCGCUGAACCAGCGGCGCCGCCCCAGCGUCCAGCUGCCAGAGGCGCCGCCGUUUGCCGGUGGGGGGCGCCUGGCGAGGGCCGCCCGGCACAACAGGUGGGCAGGACACGUCCGGCGGCGCUCCAGCACCACCACGCCCAACCUCAACCCCCGGUUUGCCGUGUCCAGGAGGAAGGUGGGGAAGCUGAGGACCAUCGACACCCACUUGCUGGGCCCGUCCAUGCUGCUUGCCAGCCUCAUCCAGAUGGCGGAGGAGGAGGAGGAGGAGGGGGAGGGGGGGGAGGGGGAGGGGCUACCAGCCAAAGAGCAGCAGGUGGAGGUAAGGGCCGGUGCCAGCAGCAGUAGGAUGUUCUCGCGCUCAAGCAGCCUCCACUCGAACGGAGACGAAAGUAGCAUCAAUUACUCCAUUGACGGCCAAUCAGAAGCCGGCCAGCUGUCAGAGGCGGAGCAACUGGAGGAGGAGGAAGACGACGUAGCUUACUCGUCGCGCUUCUCCUCCUUCGGCCCGGGGAGGAGAGAGGCUCCGCGGCCCCCGCCCGCCUCGCGGCCCCUCAUCCGGCCCCCCCGCUGCCUGAGGAGGAACUCGUCUCAGCUGUUCUCAGAAGAUGGCAGCGCUCCGUUGGGCCGCCACCGGGCCUCCGGCCAGAGGAGGAGGAUCUCCACCAUCUCCAAGGCCGGGAGCCCCUGGCCCGGGAGAGGCCCCCCGCUGCCCAACCGCAGGAGCUCGGUCCACUACCUGAACCACCCGGCCUUCUACCGGGGCCCCGGGGCCCUCAGCCUGCUGGGAGACCCCCAUCUUGAGAGCUGGAGCUGCUUCCUGCUGAAAGCCAUCGCAAAGUCUGGUCUGCAGCCUGCAGCCUCGACCUCCGGCCCGACCGACCCGCUGCCGGAGCCCGACGGCACCGUCAACUGGAGCGACAACGCACAGUUCGGAGACCACAUCUGGUUCGAGACCAGCAUCUCUGGAGACUUCUGUUACGUGGGAGAGCAGUACUGCGUUGCUAAGUCCGCGCAAAAGUCGAUGGCGAGGAAGAAAUGUGCCGGCUGUAAGAUAUCGGUGCACACGACGUGCAUGCAGCAGCUGGAGAAGAUCAAUUUCAGGUGUAAGCCGUCAUUUAGAGAACCAGCAGGCCGGUCCGUACGAGAGGCCCACAUUGUGCGACACCACUGGGUCCACCGGAGACACCAGACUGGGAGGUGUCGACAGUGUGGGAAGGGGUUCCAACAGAAGUUCUCCUUCCACAGCAAAGAGAUCGUUGCCAUCAGCUGCUCGUGGUGCAAACAGGCCUAUCACAACAAGGUGACGUGCUUCAUGCUGCAGCAGAUAGAGGAGUGCUGCUCUCUGGGAGCUCAUGCUGCUGUCAUCAUCCCUCCUACCUGGAUCAUCAGGGUCCGUAGAACACAGACGUCCCUAAAGUUGAGUAAAAAGAAGAAAAGGACGUCGCUGAAAUGCAAGUCGAGCAAGAAGGGAUCGGAGAUCCAAGAUGGCCGUUGGAAGCCCUUCCUGCUGAAGCCCCUCCCGUCUCAGCUCAUGAAGCCUGUGCUGGUGUUUGUCAACCCGAAAAGUGGAGGAAACCAGGGAGCUAAGAUCAUUCAAUCCUUCAUGUGGUACCUGAACCCCCGGCAGGUGUUCGACCUGACCAAGGGAGGACCCAGAGAGGGGCUGGAGCUCUACGCCAAGGUGCCCAACUUGAGGGUCCUGGCCUGCGGGGGGGACGGGACGGUCGGCUGGAUCUUGUCCGUGUUGGAUGAGCUGAAGCUCUGUCCUCCGCCUCCUGUGGGAAUCCUCCCUCUGGGGACCGGCAAUGACCUGGCGAGGACUCUCAACUGGGGGGGGGGCUACACCGACGAACCAAUAACAAAGAUCCUCUCCCACGUCGAGGACGGAAACAUCGUGCAGCUGGACAGAUGGAACCUCAACGUGGAGGCGAACCCGGAGGCCCCCCCAGAGGACGGGGACGAGCAUCAGACCGACAAGCUUCCCAUCGACGUCUUCAACAACUACUUCAGUCUGGGCUUCGACGCCCACGUCACGCUGGGUUUCCACGAAUCCAGAGAGGCCAACCCGGAGAAGUUUAACAGCCGCUUUAGGAAUAAGAUGUUCUACGCAGGAACGGCCUUCUCUGACUUCCUGAGCCGGAGCUCCAAAGACCUCGCCAAGCACAUCAGAGUCGUGUGUGACGGAACCGACCUGACGGCCAAAGUCCAGGACCUGAAGUUACAGUGUCUGCUCUUCCUCAACAUCCCCAGGUACUGUGCUGGCACUGUGCCCUGGGGUCACCCUGGGGACCACCAGGACUUUGAACCACAGCGCCACGACGACGGCUGCAUCGAGGUCAUCGGCUUCACCAUGACGUCUUUGGCCACGCUGCAGGUGGGGGGACACGGCGAGCGACUCCACCAGUGUAAGGAGGUGACCCUCACGACCUUCAAGUCCAUCCCCAUGCAGGUGGAUGGAGAGCCCUGCAGGCUGGCUCCCUCCAUCAUUAGGAUCCACCUAAGGAACCAGGCCAAUAUGGUGCAGAAGACCAAAAGGAGGGUCUCCAUGCCCCACCUCAACGAUCAGCAGCCGGUUCCAGAGAAGUUCCAAAUCAGAGUGAACCGGAUCAGCAUGGCGGCCUACGAGGCUCUGCACUACGACAAGGACCAGCUGAAGGAGGCCUCGACCUCUCUGGGAGUUAUCACUGUCCCCAGAGACAGCGACCUGGAGACGUGCCGUCUGCUCAUCGAGCGUCUCCAUGAAGACCUGGAUCAGGUCCACCAGAGACAGGACGGAGCGGUGAUGGAGGAGGAUGCUCCGUCUCCACAGGAGUUGUCAAUGAAGUGGUGUUUCCUGGACUGUACCACCGCAGACCGGUUCUACCGGAUCGACCGUGCUCAGGAGCACCUGAACUACGUGACGGAGAUCUCUCAGGAGGAGCUCUACAUCCUGGACCCGGAGCUAGUUGUCAAGGAGACGAUGGGCAUUUCCCCCGGCGUGCUGGACCUGGUGGGUUCAGAGGACCCCCAGAGACAGUUUUCCUUCAUGGUCUCACCCCCCUCCUCGAGCCCCCCGAGGCUCAGGGACCAGAGGAAGAGGGUUUCCAGUGGCAGCUCCAGUGAGUCUUUGUCUCAGAGUUUCUGUAAGAGCGCCCUCUGCAGUCCUUCCAGAGGGCCGUCACAUAACCCGCAACAAGAUGCUGAGCUCAUCAGCAGCAUUGAGGCUGAAGAUCUGGACCGGCUGACGGAGCUCCACCAGCAGGGGGCGGACCUCCUGCUGCAGGACCUGGACGGCUGCACGUUGCUGCAUCGAGCCGUGAAGGCUGGGAGCGAGGAGAUCCUCAAGUACCUCAUCCAGCACGUUCCUGUGUCUCACCUGGACGUAACGGAGAAGGAGACAGGAGAGACGGCGCUCCACAAAGCCGCCUCCUCCUCUCAGAGGAGCAUCUGUCACUACCUAGUGGAGGCCGGGGCCUCGCUCAUGAAGACAGACCUGCAGGGUCAGACUCCCAGACAUCACGCCGAGAGAGCAGAGGACCGCCAGCUGGCUGAGGACCUGGAGGACCUGCAGACCCAUAAGGUCCACAGGGACGACCAUGAAACAGCAGUGUGACCUUUUCCGGCUUGUCCUCUCCUCAGACCUCCUCCUGCCCGUCCUCUCCUCAGACCUCCUGCCCGUCCUCUCCUCAGACCUCCUCCUGCCCGUCCUCUCCUCAGACCUCCUGCCCGUCCUCUCCUCAGACCUCCUUCCCGUCCUCUCCUCAGACCUCCUCCUGCCCGUCCUCUCCUCAGACCUCCUGCUCGUCCUCUCCUCAGACCUCCUGCCCGUCCUCUCCUCAGACCUCCUGCCCGUCCUCUCCUCAGACCUCCUUCCCGUCCUCUCCUCAGACCUCCUCCUGCCCGUCCUCUCCUCAGACCUCCUUCCCGUCCUCUCCUCAGACCUCCUCCUGCCCGUCCUCUCCUCAGACCUCCUUCCCGUCCUCUCCUCAGACCUCCUGCCCGUCCUCUCCUCAGACCUCCUGCCCGUCCUCUCCUCAGAACUCCUGCCCGUCCUCUCCUCAGACCUCCUCCUGCCCGUCCUUUCCUCAGACCUCCUGCCCGUCCUCUCCUCAGACCUCCUGCCCGUCCUCUCCUCAGACCUCCUCCUGCCCGUCCUUUCCUCAGACCUCCUGCCCGUCCUCUCCUCAGACCUCCUCCUGCCCGUCCUCUCCUCAGACCUCCUGCCCGUCCUCUCCUCAGACCUCCUGCCCGUCCUCUCCUCAGACCUCCUGCCCGUCCUCUCCUCAGACCUCCUGCCCGUCCUUUCCUCAGACCUCCUGCCCGUCCUCUCCUCAGACCUCCUAUCAGCUGGGUGCUGCUUCGUGUCCCUCUAAGGAGACAUUAAUAUUCAUAAAUAUUUGUCUUUAAGCAGCAUAGAGGUUCGUAGGAGGCUGCAAACCUCCACUGUCCUUCAAACUAAAAGCCUCUGUCCUUCAAAGUAAAAGCCUCUCUGGUGGGCUGCGUGUAGAUGUGUCUUUAAGGGUUAGGCUUUGUGGGAACAGGAAGUGACACGCUGUCUCCUCUCGUUUACUAUAAUUAAGUGUUUGCAUAUUCAGCUUUAAGACGAGCUUCACUGUAUAAAAUAUAUUUGUGGAUUAUAAAACAAAAGCUUUUCUGCUUCUGAGAUCAAACCCGCUGCAGGUUUCCAGAUGUUUCACCAUGUGGGAUCAGUUCUUUUGUGAUUAUUCGUUGUGUUGACUUUAAAAACAAGAUGUUUAUGUGUUUCUUUGCUUUAGUGAUGAAUUACAAUAAAAACAAUGUCAGCAACUU
Messenger RNA from Pungitius pungitius (ninespine stickleback), 5536 nucleotides. It is a transcript of the gene dgkzb, whose product is annotated as diacylglycerol kinase, zeta b. Bases 600 to 4340 code for a protein of 1246 amino acids. Gene Ontology annotation, biological process: lipid phosphorylation; diacylglycerol metabolic process; regulation of synaptic transmission, glutamatergic. Gene Ontology annotation, molecular function: protein binding; ATP-dependent diacylglycerol kinase activity. Gene Ontology annotation, cellular component: nucleus. Lineage: Eukaryota; Metazoa; Chordata; Actinopteri; Perciformes; Gasterosteidae. The transcript has 32 exons. The record is from RefSeq and is a predicted model, not a curated record.